Salvelinus fontinalis (brook trout) is the source of this 8816-nucleotide messenger RNA. RefSeq names its product ATP-dependent RNA helicase DDX39A-like. Gene Ontology annotation, biological process: mRNA splicing, via spliceosome; mRNA export from nucleus. Gene Ontology annotation, molecular function: RNA helicase activity; RNA binding; ATP binding. The transcript is spliced from 6 exons. The coding region runs from base 330 to 1106 and encodes 258 amino acids. The record is from RefSeq and is a predicted model, not a curated record. Lineage: Eukaryota; Metazoa; Chordata; Actinopteri; Salmoniformes; Salmonidae.
CGCUAGCUCGUGAGAUCUGGCUAUGUCGAUAGCUGUGUCCAGCGUUACCUCAGCCCCAACAUUCAAAAGUUUCACUCGCGGUGAGUGUAUUCCAAAUACAAUACGGUCCCUGACCAUCUCAUUCUUGUUUGCAUCAUCAGUCUUUCACAAGCAGAUGCAGCUCAGUCACAAACUGUUCAAAAGACUCGCUAGCUCCCUGUACUUUCUCAUGGAAUUUGUACCUAGCGAAUAUCGUAUUGGUCUUCGGCACAACAUAUGCUUCAAAACGAUCGUGGUAUGCUUUCAGUACCUUUGAUUCAGCCUCGAGGAACCGUGAACAUCAGCUCCACAUGCUGUUUGAACUGACGCCAUGCAUCAGAAUGGCAGAGAACGACGUUGACAACGAGCUGUUGGAGGAUGAGGAGCCUCAGGUUGCCUUGGAGACCGCCACACCUGCGGGCAAGAAGGAGGUAAAGUGCUCUUACGUCUCCAUCCACAGCUCCGGCUUCCGAGACUUCCUGCUCAAACCAGAGCUGCUCCACGCCAUUGUCGACUGUGGCUUUGAACAUCCCUCUGAAGUCCAACACGAGUGCAUCCCACAGGCCAUCCUGGGCAUGGACAUCCUGUGCCAGGCCAAGUCUGGUAUGGGCAAAACGGCUGUGUUUGCACUGGCCACCCUGCAGCAGAUUGAGCCUGUGGACGGGCAGGUGUCUGUGCUGGUGAUGUGCCACACACGAGAGCUGGCCUUCCAGAUCAGCAAAGAGUAUGAGCGCUUCUCCAAGUACAUGCCCACCGUCAAGGCAGCCGUGUUCUUCGGGGGCCUGUCCAUCAAGAAGGACGAGGACGUGCUGAAGAAGAAUUGCCCCCACAUUGUGGUGGGAACACCCGGCCGCAUCCUGGCCCUCAUCCGCAACAAGACCCUCAACCUGAAGAACGUGAAGCACUUUGUCCUGGACGAGUGUGACAAGAUGCUGGAGCAGCUGGACAUGAGGCGUGAUGUUCAGGACAUCUUCAGGCUCACACCCCACGAGAAGCAGUGCAUGAUGUUCAGCGCCACCCUAAGCAAAGAGAUCCGCCCUGUCUGCCGCAAGUUCAUGCAGGAUGUACGUUGGACGGGGUUCUCAUAACUCGUGGUUAUGUACAUGUUCUGAAACUUAAAGUAGCAGUUUUACACACACACACACACACACACACAGAUUAACCCAUCUCCCUAAAUUGCACUUUGAAGAGGCAAUCGGCAGGCCUCUUUAGCGUCCUAGGUUUUUAUAACUGUGACCUUAAUUGCCUACCGUCUGUAAGCUGUUAGUGUCUUAAAGACCGUUCCACAGGUUCAUGCUCAUUAAUUGUUUAUGGUUCAUUGAACAAGCAUGGGAAACAGUGUUUAAACCCUUUACAAUGAAGAUCUGUGAAGGUAUUUGGAUUUUUACGUAUUAUCUUUGAAAGACAGGGUCCUGAAAAAGGGACGUUUCUUUUUUGCUGAGUUCAUCUACAUUCAUUAUAUCGGUCCAUGGCCCUGUAUAGCAGAUGUUAUCUAGAAUCGAGAUGAAUCUAAUGAAUAAGUUGCUUUGACGGUAAGCUUAAAUGAAGACCAGACACAUUUGGGCAAAUUAGAAUAUCAUGUCAUCCGGUGAAGCUCCCUCAGAAUACCCAAGUUCCCUAAACGCAACCACAUUUAGAACAAGAAUUGCUUCCUGAAUUCCUAGUUUAGCUAUAAGCGCCCUCCUGAUAAUCACGUUUCCAUGAAUACCAAGGGGAACAUGGCUUUAAAAUACACAUUUCCACCAUCCUCCCUCCAAAGGAAUUGCGAUGUGACUAAUCAUUUAUUCUGCAAUGGUAGUGAGUGUAUUGUCGGAGGGGGGCUAGGCCGAUUUGACCCUGAUCAGGUCUGUGAUUCAAUAAGAUACAGAUUAAAAGGAUCACCAGCACUGCUGCGUUAACCUCAAAUGGACUACAAACAGAUUAAACUAUGUACACUUACAUAACCCCGGAUGCCCUGGCAUUUGCCUAGGCAUUAACAGAAAAUAUACACAUAAACGAUACACGGGAUGUCCAUGGGAUUGGUUUAAGCCUCACUUUUCCAAAGUAGAUGAACCAACCAGAUCCCCUUUUCUGGGGCACUGAUCGAAACAUUGUGUCACCAGUUGAUUGUGUGUUCAUUCAGCUCUAUAUUAACGCCAUCUGAAACCUCCCUCUGGGGUUAACCUUAGCAUGCCUUCACUAGCAAAAAGAAUACAUCUGAAGGACAAAUAACCUGCGUUGUAUAGGCUACAAAGAACUGUCUGAGGAUGUAAUUACGUAGGCUUUUGCCUGUUUUGGUUUGUGUGAUGGCACUUGCCGCGGCUGUGAUCCGCGGGAGGAGAGCCUGUUUUUUCUUAGGCUCAUCUGCAGCUACAAUAACUGAACAGGUGACAGAGAACAGGGCAUGAAAUCAGGGUCGUGUUCAUUAGGGUACACAGUAGCAAAAUAUUUUGAAACGGAAAACAAAAACAAGCAUUUGUUAUUGGCAAGUUCAAGAAAGUUCCUCCCUGUUUUAGUCCGUUGUCUUCCAUUUAGUGGCUAAUGAAUAAGACCCUGAUAACUUCAUCAUAGUCUCCCGUCCUUACAUUACAAUAGUGUGCUGAAGACAGAUGUACAUGCUGACUGACAGAAAUGAGGACUUACUAUCAUUGCCAAGAGGAGACACCUUGUUCUUCUUCUGGUCCUUGUUAUUUCCUCGCUUCUUCUUUCCUGACUUCCUCACUUCUUUCUUCAUAGCCUCUUCCUUCUCUUUCUUCUUAGUAGAGAGAGAAACAGAAAUGAGUCGAUGCCUCACAAUCAAACAGCCCAAAUAACUAAAUGAUCUACUGGUUCUUGGCUGUCUCACCUGUGUGGAGGUGAUGUCCUUGAGGUCUGUGGAGAGGGCGCUGCUGAUGGGCUUGGUGCUUUCAGAAAGGUAUCUAAUUACCUGGGACUUCUCAGAGAUGGCUGAGCUUACACUGGUCUUUUCCAAACCAGUGCUGUCAUCAGCCAUCUCCUCUAGGUCCUCUUCUAGGGUUUCCCUCCAAGCCAGGAGCUCCUCGGUGAGGGUGACGUCACUCCUUGAGGAGGUUGAGGAGUGUGAUCUCCCACUAGCACGGCUCCUCCUGGCUCCAAAAUGGCCGUCGGAACUCCAGUUCUCGGAAUAGUCAUCUAUGACUUGUGUGAUGGUGUCCGCCAUGCACCCGAUGGCUCCCUCGCUACCAGAGCGUGCGGCACGCAGUUGAGCCCGGUUGGAGUCCGAACGCAGGGACAAUCUUUUAGCCGCAGUCUUCACGAUGGCCUUCACCGCAUCCUCCCCGCUGAAUUGGAUGCUCUCCUCCAGGCCAAAGACGACAGAGAUGUCAGCAUUCUUCAGGGCAUGCUGGACCUCCACAAAGAGAUCCUUCAUCAGCCUGAAGGGGUCAUUGGCCCUCCUUGUCUGGGGGGACUCUGAGGCCUCCAGUCAGCACAUGAUGCCAUGGAGAAUAAACUUCAGAGUCUGGGGGCUCAUGACGGUGGCACAGGGAGUGCUGCGAAGGAGGAUGUCCUCCUUGCCUGGUAGGAGGGAGGGAAUCUUCUCCAGGGAGUCCUGCCUGUUCUUGGUGGGCAUCAGGGAGCUGUCACUCAUCUCGGAGACCUCAGCUCCCCCCACCUCUUCCUUCAGGGUCUGGGAAGGAGCUGCCCGUGCUACAUGGGUGGUUGUCACAGAGUUGUCCUUCAUGGAGGUGCUGGGGACUACCUCUUCUUCAUCCAGGCAGGGUCUGGGCAGAAAACUGUCCAAAGUCUGGGCAGGAGCUGCCCAUGCUGCCUGGGUUGAAGUGGAGGGUUUAGGGUAUGAGACAGUCAUGACACUUACAACCACCUCCUCUUCGUCCUUGGGUGAAGAGGAACAUGGAGAGUCAGGGAACUUUUCCCUGGCACCGGAAUCCAAUCCUAAGAAAACACACUCAUAUUCUGAACUGGUUCAAAGCCACAUCCAUGUAUAACACUAUGCAGUAUCUAGCACAUUUACUAUAAUGGUAAUACACUGGUUAUUACACAAGUUAUUACAUGGUUAUUACUGGUCAUAUGGGCAAAACAGGUUAUAAGUGUACCUUUCUGGAUGAUGAGCCUGGCCCUGUAAUCGUCGUUGCAGGUACUGUUCAGGAUGUCUUCCACCCUGGUGGUCAGGACCUGGCAGACGGCCCCUAGUCAAAUCAAAAUGUAUUUAAUACAGGGGUGUCAAACUCAUUCCAUGGAGGGCUGAGUGUCUGCGGGUUUUAGUUUUUUCCUUUCAAUUAAGACCUAGACAACCAGGUUAGAGGAGUUUCUUACUAAUUAGUGACCUUAAUUCAUCAAUCAAGGGUGGAAUGAAACCAUGCAGAAACCCGGCCUUUUAUAGAAUGAGUUUGACAUUUGAUUUAAAGUAAUUCUUCACACAUAACAUGUCUCCAAACACUGUACAGAAAAAUAAGAAAAAAACAGGGGAGAGAAAAUGAAUAUACCAUUACUGACAAUAAGGGAAAAGAAAGAAGGGGAAUGUGCGGGUGCAAAAUACGGUAAAAACAACAUAAUAACUAACCUAGUGCCUCCUUGUUGUCAUCGGAGAGGGAGAGGGAGCUGGAGGAAUGGAGGGUCUGGAGUCUGCCCUUCUCCAACAGAGCGGCCCACCUCCCACGGGACUCUGCCCCCUCCUCCUCUCCGAGGUCACGUGACCAGGUGGAGUCGCUGUCCCACAACUUGUCCUCGCUGGAUGUGGGGGUCACCCCUCAGCCGUCCCUAUACAUCCAGUUGAAGUUGUCAUUCCACAUAAUGUCUCUACCCGGUGGGGUGGUCGGCAGACACAAGAAGUUCUCCAGCAGAUUCUUAAUGGCCCGUUGGAUGAACAUGUACAGCACGUCUGUGAAGAAUUCAUCGGAGAGCCUACGGUUGGUAGCCAGGUCUUUCAGGAUGGGCUGGGACCUGCUCUGGCGGGCCAUUGGCCUCCUUCCCAUACCGGUGUCCAGAAGCAUCUGAUACACCUUGCAGAUGAGCUCCUUCCCAAAGUAGUGGACCUUCCCCCUGAAGAUCCUGUUGACCAGCUUCCAUGAGGACAGGAUCUGCCCCAGGGGCUCCACUGGUGGGGUUAACUUCAUGUCCAUGACGUCAUUCAGUGAAACAUCAUCCUCACUGCUGAACUCUUGGUGGAGUUCCCGGUCAGUGUCAGAGUGCGUCAGAUGAUAAAUAACAUCAAAGAUGUUACUGCCUGUGACUCCUGCCUCUCUGUGGCCGGUGGUGGGAGCGGUGGUCUGCCUACUUCUUCUGCCGCCAUGCCCAGACCGGGGAAUGCUGGGAGUGCUGGCAUUCUGGGUCGCGUCCAUCUCCCCAGCAGGGCUGCUGGUCUCCCCAACUUCCCCUGGCCUCUCCCCAAGCAGGGCAAAGACAGGGAGGGACCCCUCGCUAAGGACUUUAUGGACUUUGCUUCCCUUGGGCCUCCUCACUGACCCCAGUUCUCCCAAAUCUGCCAUGUUGGACCUGCUCGAUCCCUGUGAUAACCCAGGGCAUCUCCCAUUCCGGCUGUUGUUGCCUCUUCCAGACCUCAUGUGGUGGAUCCGUCUGGCGGCCUCCUGGGCACUCUCACAGGCGUCCCUGAACAACUCGGAAAAGAAGCUGGUGAGCCUCUCUUCGGUCAGAGUGAUGUCUGGAUGGGUGUUCUCCAGGUCAUCCUCACCAGAAAAGAAGAGGUCCUCCUGGGCCCUUUUCAGGAUGUUACUCACAGACAGAUCUGCUAUGCCCUGAAGCUCCUUGUCGGUCUCAGAAGGGGGAGUGGGCGGCUGCCCACCCAGGAGCCUUCCCUUCGGCUCAGAACUCCGCUGGUGGAACUUUUCAGAGAUGAUCUGGAGCACACCUGACCCCCAGCGGGACGAGUUUGACGACUCUGGACUGGAGGUCCUGAUCAGAACCAUCACUGGGAGGAACACCUCAUUGGAGACACACACCACCCACUCGAUGAUCUCGUCCAGGUCACCUAUUGUCACGUUCUUAGAAAGAGAAGCAGAAAACAACAAACUGACAGCUAGUAGUUUUUAUGUUACAAGAUAGUUUUUUCACAUGAUCACUCCACCUUUGAAAGCAGAAGAUAUUGGGGACUUACUAUUUGUUUGAGGAAUUUCCUGAAAAGCUUUCUCUUACUGGAAAACAAACAAACACCAGGAAUCAUUGGCAACUUAAACUAGUGCUUACAUAGAUUAUAUUUUUUCUGCACAUAAUGAGGUUCACAGCAGGACUCACGGGUGAGACUUCAGGAAGUUUGUUAGAGAGAACACCUCAGGUCCAAUUGGACGGGAGGCAUCAUCGCUCUUAGCCUCGGACGUGACAUCACUCUUUGGGGUCAGGAGGUCAUCAACAGAUGAAGAAGAGAUCUUUAUCUCCCCAUCAGGUGUCAAGGGACAUAGGGGUUCUGCAACCGAAGACAGUCAGAAUUACCACCGAACAAGCUAGUAACCAUGGAAACGAUUCUAUUGAAGUUGUAUAAUCAGGAACAAACACUGUGUCACCAACACCCACCUGUUGUCUCCAUUUUAGUGACUUCAGUGCCCUUCUUGAUAGCUGGCAGGACACCUACAGAAAGAGGAUCAUAGACAUUAGUUGAUCCUUCCACCAUAUAUCGUUUUAGAAUUCUAUCAAUAAAUCCAAGUAUUUUGGAAGUGGAGAUCAAUACUUACUGUAUCUGGUUGUUCGAGAUAGAAGAGUUUGAGGCAGUGCCAACACACCAACUACUUGGCGGCUUAGUUUUUUCACCCCUGCUUUAGCCUCCCUAGCCCUUCUAGCCUUGAUAGCCUCUCUGGCCUUCUUUUCUGCCUUUGCUAUAUUGGCCUCUCGGCUGGGCCUGGGGGCUUCGGCACAAGGUUCUGAGACAAAUAACAACAGUGGGGAAAUCAUAUCACCAUAGAAACCACAUUUUUCACCAUAGGCAUGAUGGUACUAAGUGACAUGUCACAUAAGGGUUAACCUUAGAAUUACAAUCAGAAUUCAAAUCUGAAUUCCAAUACUAUUAGUUCUAACUGGUAGGUGGUCCAUGUGUCGUAAUGGCGUUUUUAUCUCGUUGUAAACGGGUUUUCAACCCGUCAUAUUACUAGAUUGCAACCAACUGGCCUCUGUUACAAUCAGACGUUUUGCAACAGAACUAAAAGCUGUUUCUUACCUUUCGAGGGCUGUCCUGGGGGCAGUCUACCAGGGCUGGCAGGCUUAGUCCAUCAUGGCCAGCGGAAUGGACAUCUGUCUGGAACACUUUCUCUCCAGCACUAGCUUGGAGGGUCCCAGCCUGGGGUAUAGGAACAUAACGAAAUACAUUUAACUUAAGCCCUGCAUUAUUAUGCCCACUUUGCCAACUAUCAAUCAUAACCUUAGAAUUACAAUCAGAAUUACAAUACUAUUAGUUCUAACUGGUAGGUGGUCCAUGUGUCGUAAUGGCGUUUUUAUCUCGUUGUAAACUGGUUUUCAACCCGUCAUAUUACUAGAUUGCAACCAACUGGCCUCCGUUACAACCAGACGUUUUGCAACAGAACUAAAAACUGUUUCUUACCUUUCGAGGGCUGUCCUGGGGGCAGUAUACCAGGGCUGGCAGGUUUAGUCCAUCAUGGCCAGCGGAAUGGACAUCUGUCUGGAACACUUGCUCUCCAGCACUAGCUUGGAGGCACCCAGCCUGGGGUAUAUGAACAUAAGGAAAUACAUUUAAUCUUAGCCCUCAAUUAAUUAUGCCCACUUUUCCAACUAUAAAUCAUAUCAAUCUGUUUUUACAGGAUAUAGGUUAUGCUACCAAGAAGAUAGCCUCAUUACAUAUCAAGAGAGUUAGCCCCAGAAUGAACAAACAUUUUUUUUUCACUUGUGAGACUUACUUUUAGAAGAUUUAUUCUCAACGGUUUAUGAUUUCUAUCCAUUGUGCUUUCAGUCACCCUUUAGAUUGGACCUGACAUUUUUUUAUAAACAAAUUCAUUUUAAAAUACAUUUCACUUUUUUUUUUACAACAUCUUGGCCAAUUUGGCUGUACUCACACAGAGUGUUUCCUUUGUCCACUCAAAGUGAUUUAUUUGAACAUGAGGAUGACUGUCCUUUGCAAAGCAUCAACUCAACUGAGCCAAAAGUAGCGCACUGAACGUUUUCUUGAGUUCGUUUACGUCACAGGCUUCUAUUACGUCAACUACAAAAGCACAGAGCGACCACUCCGGGAAAUUAAUGCAUUGUUUCUGAUCACAUAUGAUAUCUAAAAAAUGUUAACAUUGUAACCCAAUUCACCUUGGUUCAGUGAGGUUUUAUCGUAUUUUAUGGAUAAAUGUUGUCCUCUGUUGGUCAUAACUGAAAUAGUCAGGAAUUAAAGUCGGGCCAUCAUCAGUCUGCACACUCCCACUAUUGGACUUUUAACAGCUACCGUUAACGUAACAUCUAUUUAGUGUCAAUAAUAUGGACCAAUCAAAUGAUUAUAGUCAAAUAAAUCAUUGGUGGGUUUGGUGAGGGAAGACAGAUGUAGUAAGCUGAUAUGAUCAGGGCAGGCACACAUAUUGCCCAUGAAUGAAUAGAUGUUUUAAGCCAGAUGUCUAUUUGUCCAAGACAGUCAUUGUUAUGCCUAUGCCCAAAAUGCCUCAUAUAGCUUCAUGUCACACAUCUAUCAUACUUUAUACAAACUGGAUGAAUGCAGGCUGUUGGUUUGUAAAUGUUGUAAAUAAAUAUGUAUAUAUUAUGCAUAUUAUUGUUAUUAUUGUUUCAUUCACUUAUCUUUUUGACCUGCACUGUUGGAGUUCAGAUCUUAAGAAUUUCACUGUACCCUGCAAUUACAUCUGCGACCCCUAUGUAUGUGACUAAUAAACUCAUCUAAUCGAAUGAAA